AUGCGCAUGCGACUCAUUAUGGACGACCGCAACUGUCCCAUGUGCAAGCAGCCACUUGACCGCGUGGUUGUCAGCAGCACUUCGCGUCCGUACGAGAGCUUUGAGCUCUGGGGCGACGCAGCAGGACCAGAUUCCGUGCUGGACGAGCCCUCCGAGACGAUCUACGUCGACUGCAAAGCGCACUACUACGAACUGCGCAGUCUGCGCGAGUUUAAGUGCAGGAUGAAGCGCUGCCGAGAGCUGAAGCACUCGCUGGGCCAACUGAAGGAACAUUUACGCCAAGAUCACGGGGUGGAGUUCUGCGAGCUCUGCUUGAGUCACCAGUCGUUCUUUAUUCAGGAACAGGAGGUGUUUACCAAGGGCGCAUUGAAAGGACACAACAUUGGACGUAGUCGAGGAGGUCCCACGGGUCAGAAACACGCCAACACAGGAAAGGAUUUCCACCCAAUGUGUCAGUUCUGUCGGAAACGAUUUUACGGGGACAAGGAGCUGUACGAGCAUCUGGAACGCGACCACUUUAAGUGCCACAUCUGCAAGGUGGAGAACGAAUACUUCCGCAACUAUGCAAGUCUGGAAACACAUUUCCGUCGAGAACAUCAUUUGUGCGAGGACCGAAGAUGUCUUGAGAUGCGCUUCGUUGUUUUCCCGAACGAUGUCGAGUAUCAAGCGCAUAUGAGCUCCAUUCACGGCGUUCACAAUCGUCUUCAGUUUAAUUUUCAAGUCGCGCGUGGUGGCAGUAACCCUGUUAGUGGACCAAUUACUCCAGGUUACGCCGACGAAGUGCCAGAUCAUUGGAACUACGGCGUCAGUGACCACCCGCCGUCACCUCCAGUGCGACUUGAGGAAGCCUUCCCGGCACUGCCAACACCUGCUGGACCAGCGCCAGCUCCAGUGUUGAGACCAGCUAUUACUCGACCUUCAAGCGGCCACACACAGGGUCCGUCUCCAGCGAGACAGGUCCCCACUCCUCCUCGCGGUCAAAUCGUGCGCAACCAGAGACUGGCACAAGCUCUUGGAGUGACUAGACCGGGACUUGCUAGGGGAGAUACCGCUGCUUUCGAGGAAGAGAUGAAGACUCCAAGCUACCCCGACGAUUUGGUGGCCUGGGGUAAGGCGAACACAAGCUACCUCACUGUGGUUGAGCGUCGAUUGGAACGUAUUGUGCAGGAACCGUCUUGCCAUAGCGUCAGUCUGCGAGUGAUGUCGGGAGAAGAGCGAGCUCUGAUGCACCAACUGGCUUCGUUUUACGGCGUCGUGUCGGAAUCCUUCGGCGAGAAAUCCGCAUCGUCGAAUUUUCGUUCUUGUAGCGCGACGAGGCGCGUGUGCCCUCAGUGA
This is a messenger RNA of Phytophthora infestans T30-4, 1335 nucleotides long. RefSeq lists its product as uncharacterized. Gene Ontology annotation, molecular function: nucleic acid binding; ribosome binding; ubiquitin protein ligase activity. The transcript has 4 exons. Gene Ontology annotation, biological process: rescue of stalled cytosolic ribosome; protein ubiquitination. The coding region runs from base 1 to 1335 and encodes 444 amino acids. The record is from RefSeq and is a predicted model, not a curated record. Lineage: Eukaryota; Oomycota; Peronosporomycetes; Peronosporales; Peronosporaceae.